Molecule: messenger RNA, 4925 nt
Organism: Brienomyrus brachyistius
Lineage: Eukaryota; Metazoa; Chordata; Actinopteri; Osteoglossiformes; Mormyridae
Gene: znf281b
Product: zinc finger protein 281b
Exons: 7
Coding region: 237-2642 (801 amino acids)
Biological process (GO): regulation of transcription by RNA polymerase II
Molecular function (GO): DNA-binding transcription factor activity, RNA polymerase II-specific; RNA polymerase II cis-regulatory region sequence-specific DNA binding
Source: RefSeq, a predicted model, not a curated record
CAGUGCAUCACGGUGCUCUCUCGUCUGUCUCCUCUCAGGACCCGUCGAUAUACCCACAAUCCCCCGCGCAGAGACAAGAUGGCGGACACUCGCGACCGCAGGAGAACAAUGUUUGGGCUUUAAAAGACUCAAAGGAACGGGUGAGGAGAACGACUACGAAUAUAAAAAGCAGAUGAUGGUCAUGUACCGGUUGUUCCUUUGGUAGCUCCUAGUAGUUAUCCUGACCACAAAUCACCAUGAGUAUUAUCCAAGACAAGCUGAGCAACGAGUUCCUGCGAAACGGGGGAAUGGAGCCCAACUUUGCACCCAGCAUGCUCAUGUUCAGCCACCUGCCACCCGUCACCAGCUUCACACGCCUGGCAGCGCAGUCCGUCAUGCAGGACCUGCCACAGGAAAUGAUCCUGAAGAAGGAGCGCAACUCGCCUGACCACAGCGGCAGCUUCAUACACUCCAUGGGCAUUAAGCAAGAGAAGAUGACUGAGCACGACUACCGUAUGGCCCACUAUGGCAGCGGCAUGGGAAAGAGCACCGAGCUGCUGGAGAUGUCUCUAGGUGGCCACCAGAACCUGUUGGUGCAUGAUCUCAGCCUCAGCAAUCUAUCAGGUAGACUUGCAAAAGAUCAAAAAGAGUCGUCUGGCAGAAGAGGUCGGAAGUCCAAUGGUGAAGAGUUGGAGGGCAAAGCCAGGAGGAAACGCGGGGAUUCGUCAAAGUCGAUGCUGGAUGGUGAGGGUGGAGCCUUGUCCCCCAACUCCAAGCCGCACAUCUGCGAGCACUGCAAUGCAGCCUUCAGGAGUUCCUAUCACUUGCGCAGACACGUGCUCAUUCACACAGACUGCACAGGUGAGCGGCCUUUCAGAUGUAGCCAGUGCAACAUGAGCUUCAUCCAGAAGUACCUUCUUCAGCGGCAUGAAAAGAUACACAGCGGCGAGAAGCCCUUCAGCUGUGAUCAGUGUAACAUGCGCUUUAUUCAGAAGUACCACAUGGAGAGGCACAAGAGAACUCACAGUGGAGAAAAGCCAUAUAAAUGUGACACCUGCCAACAGUAUUUCUCCAGAACCGAUCGAUUACUUAAGCACAAAAGAACCUGCGGAGAAGCCAUAAAAAAAGGGCUGGAGCCUGGGAUGAUGGACCUCGGGGUUGGUGAGGCUGGUUCCAGCAGCUACUCUAUCACUCAGGGAAAUGGCACUGUUUCUGGCCGCAAAAGGGUGAGGUCCAAAAAUGCCACUGAAGCAGGAGAGCGCAAGAAAAAGAAAACUGGUGACACACAAAUGGCUGGGGGUCUUGGCCUCCAGGACUAUGCAGUCGAGGUCCCUACGGUAUCCUCAAACAGCAACUUACCCAGCCCCAAUAUGCACGACCAACAUGGUCGUGCUCCCAAGCUUGUCUUUAAGAAGGUUGGACGGAAGGGGACCGACAAAGGUCUGGUCCCGCUUGAGGAGUCCUCCAGCAGUCCUCAUGGGCAGAAGCUGCUGUCUCAAAAAGGUGACUCCAUGAACCUUGCUGGGAGUUCAGGAAUGGACCACAUAGGGCUCCUGCAGGGCUCUGUCGUCAAACAGGGCCCAACCAGCAGCAACUAUGAUGAUGCCAUGCAGUUUCUGAAGAAGCGGCGGUACCUGCAUGCAGCUAAUAGCAACAGUGGUGGUGAUUACGGGUCAAGCGUGGUGCACAUGCCCUCACAACAGACAGUGAUCCAGGGUGUGAUGGACAGUGAGACACCCUUGAAUCUUCUAGACUCGCCGAUUAGUGGCGACAUCAAGCAUGACAAGUCGGGCAUUCCAGACGAAGUGCUCCAGAGCCUGCUAGACCACUAUUCUCAGAAGCCUGACGGCUCCCACGAUGUCCCCUUUGACCUUAGUGACCAGCAUGUGGAGCUUCAUCCCUCUGCGGGCACCCCUGAACUGGGCCAGGAAGAGGACUCCCCCACCUCCUCUGGAGAUAAGACUGUCAGCAUGCACGAAUACUCCAAGUUCUUACUGCAGGCCCUGGAGCGAACCAGCCACAGCAACACCUUCCCCCUCGGCCCAGGUGGGCCUUUCCCCAGCCUGGUCUCCAGCAGCGGCCAGCCUGGCAGCUCCCUUUUCUCUGAGAAACAGGUCUACACUACUUCCCCCUUAGAGUGCAGCUUUGGCCCGUCUGUUACCUCAACCCUUUCUUCUUCCUUGCCAAAGUCCCAUUUUGGGAUGUUGGCGGGCUCAGGCCAGCCCAGCUUCCACCUGAGCAGCCUGGAGUCCCCCCACCAGCAGCUGACACCCUCCCAGGAGCUCACUGAACAGAUCGAGAAGCAGCACUCACCCACCUACCAGAUUACCACUCCAGAGUUAUCUAGUCAGAAGGGGCAGCAGCCUAAGAGAAGCACGGCUGCUUCCAGCUACCAGCUUGCAUCACCGGACCUGACCCCGUUGGAUACGUCCAAGGGUCUGGAUGUUCGGGGCCCCUAUCAGAUUGAGAAUUUUGCCCAGGCCUUUGGGUUCAAAUCAGGUGGCAGAGUCCCUCUGGCUUUCAGCAGUGAUUCUAGCGGAGAGACUGAGCACAGAAUUAGGACUCCUGUGUCAGAAUUCUCAGGGUACACUAGUUUGUUAGCUGAUGUCAAUGAGCCAGUUAGUACAGGAUCUAAGACCCCAACAAGCCAAAGUUACAGGUAAGGUCUGAGAUAGAUGGACCUAGUUGGAGGUUUUGUUUUGUUUUUUAUUUUACUAUUAAUAUUUUUUUAAGCAAGGUUGUUUUAAUUACACUGCCAAUAAAUGUUUAUACAAUAUCCCACCAGGAAAGGAUGAUGGCCUCCCUCAAAUGCAAUUUUAAUUUUUUAAAACCUAUUUAGUCGAUUUCUUUAGUGUAGUAGUACUAGUAAUAGCAGUAGGUAUGGUUGUUACGUUAAAUAGAUUAAAAUAGAGGGUAGCUGAAUACUAGCUUAUUUUUCCAUGAACCUUUGUGUUUUAGCAAUCAACAAUUGUAUAAUAAUAAUUAUUAUUAGUAAUAAUAAACAUAAUGGCAGGGAAUAGCCCAGAUUUGAAAUAGCAAAAAAUGCCUGUUACAAGAAUUGAAAGUAUUACUCAGGAAAAACGUGUACUAAGGAGAAUUUAUUAUAAGAAGUGGUAAACAGUCAUUUUAGAGGUGUAUGUUUAAAACUACAGAGAAGCUUUGUGAAAUGUUUUGCCCAUUCAGAAAUGAAUGCAGCCAGUAAUUGAACUGGCCCAUGUUAAACUGACAGCCCUUCCGCCUAGUCAUUUAGAGAUCAUGGUACUCUUUGGUCAAUGUGAAGCGGUCACAUUUUGUUCAGCAAUGGCCACUUGACUUAAUUUUUUAUUAUUCUACCAGGGAACUCUGUGGUCAGUGAAAAGGAAAAGUGUAGAAUUGUAUUGUGUUUUGGCCCCUUUGGUCUAGUGAUGAUCAGUCCCACCUGAGCCCAUAUGUACACAGACCCAGGGGGUGUCUGGACAGGCAAGAUGUUGCCUUUCUGAGGAAAUGCCCUGUCAGCAAUAGUAGUGAUAUAGGAUAGUGAAGGAGGUGCUGGGCCCCUCAUUACCCACUGAGCAGCCUGCUAGGUGUCUGCCGCUCUCACCCAACAAGCACUUUUAAUGCUUUAUUAUAAAACAGGGGAAACGGUGAACCGAGUGACAAUGGAUGAAGCAGACGAGUAACUUUAUUUGCCAUGCUGGUUUGAGAAGUGGCGCCCAGCCUUAACUUCUGCUUUAGUGCGUAAUAGUAUUUCUGUGCAAGUGUCGCUUGAAUGCUAAGUGGGUAAAAUUUCUGAACAGGAUCUGGGCCAGUUUAUAAAGUGUAACAAUCUGUUUGGAAAUAAGGGACAGGAAUAUGUUUCCAUGGUCAUUUUUUGUAAAUUAAGUGGCACCCGGUUUUGGUGUUUGAGUCCUACCUCUGAGCUAAAGUUGAUACCCCGGACUACUAAGCAGAUGCCCAGAUGAGCCUGUGGUUAAUUUAAAAUAGCCUGGGAAUCUUUAGAGGUUAGAAUACGUUUGUCAGCAGACUUUAAUUUAGUCUUGUUUACCUUUUAUAAAUGAGUUAAAAAAAAAAAAAAAUGUUGAUUCAUGAGCUGACUUUGUACAGGUUAUAACCAUGACCAUGACUUGGUCUUCCAGUGUUGAUGGUUGACUGUCUUUGAAAUGCAGAAUUUUCCCUGUGGAAUGGCCGUCUCCAUACCCCGGUCUCCAAACAGACACAGCUGGGCUUGUCAAGCCCGUUAAUGUCAUGGGGAACACAGAUUUGACCACUCAAAAAAAAAAAAAAAAAAAUAAAAAAAAAAUUUUUGAAUCGCCUAUUAUAUACCUCAUAUCACUGUUAAAGCCUAACCAGGGACAUACAUUCAUGUUUGUAGCAAAAAUACUGUAGUAUGAACUCAGCAUAUUGUAUAUCCAUAUUACACCUUUUUUAUGUAAACAGUGUUUACAGUAAUGGAAUGGAAUAUGAAUGGAUUUGUUUAAAGUAUGCUUUGGUCUGUAAAGCAUUAACACCAAGCAGUGUUGCAGUCUGUAUUCGCAUAGUUUUUUUUGACUUUCUAUUUUAAUAUUAUUUAGACCAGUUUUGUUUACAAAAAUGUUCAAAAACACUAAUGUGUUUUUUUUCUUUCUCAGAUAUGCAUGAAAUGAGAGGUUUUGUAGGACUUUUGCUGGUUAUCACUGUGCCACCAAAUUUUUAGCAGAUGUUUUUGUCCCUUAUCUUUUUUGCUACUUGCUUAUUUUAUUCUAGAUUCUCGUGACAUGAUUUGCAGGGCUGUACCUGUUGGAUGAAAUUUAUAAGUGAUUAGGAAGAAUAAACUAUCAACACCUCUCAUGCUGUUUUUGCCUCCCUUUAUAACCUACCAAUGCCGAAGUAUGUGAAGAGCAGGUUUCAGGAUGAUCAGUUUUCUUCAUGCAUUUACCAUUUAAGGCUCUAUGUACUUGUGCUUACCAUUAAAGAGAAACUUUACUGUU